Erigeron canadensis is the source of this 1423-nucleotide messenger RNA. RefSeq lists its product as uncharacterized. The transcript has 8 exons. NCBI's taxonomy places the organism in Eukaryota, Viridiplantae, Streptophyta, Magnoliopsida, Asterales, Asteraceae. The record is from RefSeq and is a predicted model, not a curated record. The coding region runs from base 289 to 957 and encodes 222 amino acids.
AGGCAGCCAAAGUUGCACUGAUAAGUUUUUAACAAAAGGUGGCCCAAGGUUUGCAAAAACAAAGGAUCCGAACUCCUUGCAAAUUUUUCCGAUUUUUUAAUUAACUGUUGUUUUUUUGAACAUCCUAUUAUUGUAAAAUUAUAGUACUCGUAUAAAUUUUGUUUGGAAAGACCGAUUUCUCGGUGAAUAAGGCUUGUAUACUCCGAAUUACUGUAUUUCCGCUUCCUUCGGCCGCGGCCUCUCGUUCCCGCCGGCCUGGAUCCAAGAAAUUCCGAGCAGAAAAAUAGAAUGAAAACGUCAGAAACUAUUUUGAAGUCCGAAACUAAAGGCAAAUUCGUCAAGAUCUUUUCACAUUUCAUGGAAAGGGUUGCGAAAUUUGAGGAGCUAUCUGCUGCCGGGAACAGAUUGCUAGUCAGCUUCCGCCAAGGACUUGAGUAUAUCCGAAGACCCUCUAUUGAUAAGCCGUCGGAACUCCUUGAAAAGGUCAUAAAAGCUAACUAUACUGAUAGGAUGCAGUCCUACAUUAAAGCUGGAUAUGUACACACUUACACUAGGGCUGAAAAUCUCAACAAGUUGAAUACAAGUCAUUCCCAGUUGUUGGAUAAUGCAAGUAAAGCUAAAGACAUCAUCAAUGAACUUGAAUGCCUUGUUGAAGAAGCUAAGGUGGCAUUAGAAGCGGCAAGUGAAAGCCUGCAAGAUUAUAAUCUUGAUUUGGAUCCUGAAGAGGAUGCGGGUGUCUCAUGUGUCCCUGCGGUACCAGGAGACGUUGAUUAUGCCAUCAUGUUAGCUGUAGUCUAUAGCAUGGUGAAACAGGAUUAUGUAAUGCAGGAAAAGAUUGUGUCUGCACUUAAUCUUAAGACAUCAUCAGGAGAACUGGAGAGCUACUGCUUGAUGUGGUCACUGCACCCCUUUGUGAACGAUGAAAUUGUGCAUCAAGCUUGGAAACUUGUCGCAUAGCCUUUUGAUGCAUUCUAUGAAAUUUCUUAAAAAGAUUUCAUUUAGUUAGCACUUAGCAGUAUAUACAAAGUGGAUAUACAGAAGCAGUUGGCCUAAAGGUACCAAACAAGGAUCCACAAUCUUGGCUUGUGAGUUCGAGUCUUUUGAAGAUAUGGAAGGGUGAGCUUAUUCGCCUUUCAAAAAAGAUAGAAAGGAAUUCAAAGUGAAAGCUUGAAAUGCUGCAUUGAGCAUUGAAUGGCAAGUGUGUAUGGAUUUUUAUGGAUUGGAUUCAAUAUAAACAGGUGAUUAAAGCAUUCUUUAGUGAAAAGAUUAGUUUAGAUUUGUGAAUUGUGAUAGCUAGUGUAGAUGUUUGGCGCCGUUCUAAAAAAAAAAGGUAUUAGAUGCUUGGCUUAAUAUCUAGAUAUUGAUGUUUUGUAUGACAUGUUAGUAUCAUUUAAGCUGUUUUUAAGCUUUGUGUGUCGUGAAA